AUGGAUCGCCGGCGCGCCGAAGACCAAACCCGCCGCCCCAAGGCGCCCCCAAAAGGCCCCGGCCGAUGCGAAACCGUUCAACUCCAGCGGGACUCUGUCGAGUCCACUCUACAUCACUAUGACGCCUGUUUCCGCGUCAAGGAGCUUGCGUCAUCAACGCGAUCCUGGUGCCACGAAGUUCCACUUGCCCUUCAGGUUGAGGCCUCCAAGUCUUUCUACCAAGCGUUUACGGAUGAGAGGACGUUGCCGGUCUCCCACUGCGUCUUCUGCUACAGGAAGACAUCGCCUUGCGAACUCACCACCAUGCAGUGGAGGGGUCGUCUGUCACCCUUGCUGCUACAGACGGCCAUGGCUCUCCAGGAGUGUGAUGCGUGCCUUCCGUCGCACGAGGGCGCCGGAGUUGACGUGUGCCGCGAGUGUCGCGCCAGCUUCGACAGUGGGCGGCUGCCUAAGGCCUGCUCGGUCAACAACAUGGCCAUCGGUUGUGAGCACCGGUACCCCGAAGAGCUUGAUGACCUCUCUCCCGUCGAAGAGAGACUCAUUGCCCUGCAUGCACCUUUUGGCUAUAUCACUAAGUUCACCGUCGACAACAAGACCCGUUCGGGAAUCAGUUACCGCAAGCACGUGAAAGGACAUAUUGUCGUCUUUCCGAACAAAGUGGACGAUCUCGUGGCCACGGUUCUUCCUCAUCCCUUGCUGCAGGCCAUCGAGAACAUUCACGUCUCUUGGAGCGGUUCGGCUAAGCCUGGCUCCGCAGACGUCAGAAACCUGCUUCAGGUGCGCAAAUCUCGAGUGGCAGCUGCCUUGGCAUGGCUACAAAGGAACAACCCGCUUUAUGAGGGUAUCGCAAUCAACCAAGCAGAGAUGGAUGGCUGGCGGUAUGCCGACGGCUCCACUGUUCCGACCGUCAUCAUGGACCGCAUGCAGAGAGAGGAACCGUCGACUGUUGAGAAGACACAAACGGACCACAUAGUCCCGGACACCGAUCGAGGCUUGCAGGAAAACAGCUUUAGAAGCAUCGAUGAACUGGUGAACUCGAUCGAUCCUACUUUCAUCGCCGAAUCUUGCGAUUUGAACUGUACUCUGUCGACCGAGCAGACUCAACCCUCCUGGUGA
Hirsutella rhossiliensis is the source of this 1116-nucleotide messenger RNA. RefSeq names its product PIF1 protein. Lineage: Eukaryota; Fungi; Ascomycota; Sordariomycetes; Hypocreales; Ophiocordycipitaceae. The transcript has 2 exons. The coding region runs from base 1 to 1116 and encodes 371 amino acids. The record is from RefSeq and is a predicted model, not a curated record.